AUGGAAGUCGAUCAUGAGGAAUACGAAGGUCGAUGAAUACACCUUGGUUUUGAACUCAAAUAAUAAUGAUUGCUAUGAUAGAUGCUAUGAACAAAAAUGUGGGCCACCGGCUGGCCACGGGAGUUUAACAAAUCAGUACUGUUGGGCGCCGGGUAAUUCAAGCAACACCGAUUGUCAAGCAUUGUGUGACAUGAAGUGUGGUGACUCAGGUUGUGUAAAUGGAGGUCUCAAGGAUAAGAGCACCUCAUGUUGCAACAAGCAAUGUCUUGGAGGAUGUACCAAAUCAGACUCGCCACACGACUGUAAUGCUUGCAGAAAUUUCCGUAUGCCAAAUGGGGAAUGUGUUGAUAAUUGUGGGCCUAGCCUGUAUGAGAUUGAUGAGUUCAAAUGUGUGAAGACCUGCCCAAGGAAAUACUUGAAACUUGGAAUGAAGUGUGUGAUAGUCUGCCCAGCUGGCUAUAAACAAGGAGAAAACGAAACAUGUGUGAAAUGUGCCGCUGAAAAAUGCCCAAGGGUUUGUAAGACCAAAGAAUCGGACAAACCAACUGACCAUGAAUAUUAUAAAGUACCAAUUGAUUCUCUGGAGACUCUCAAUAAAUACAAAGGCUGCACAGAAAUUUAUGGAAACCUAAUCAUUAAGAUAAGAGGAGGUGGUGGUGGCUCAGGUAUUGGAACUCAGCUGGAGGAGAAUUUGGGGCAAAUUGAAAAAGUGAAUGGCUACAUUGUGAUCAGAGAGUCGGCAUCUCUAACAUCUUUGAACUUUUUGAAGAAUCUUCAGGAAAUUCGUCCCAAAACAAAAUUUUCUUUUCUAAGGCAACCCUUUGUAAGGAUGGCAGAUUUAUACAAUGAGAGGUAUGCCUUGGCCAUCCGUGAUAACCCUAAGCUGGAGGCAUUGUGGCCAUUUCAACAGAAUCUAACAAUCAGUGAAGGAGGAAUCAUGGUGCACUUAAAUCCGUACCUAUGUCCAAGCAAGGUUAAUCCACUGAUCGAUGAUAUUCUGAAGUGGAAUAGAAAUGACAGUAAAAGAGUUCUUGACAUCUCAGACACUACCAAUGGAAACGCUGUAGCAUGUAAUGUUCGUAAGAUAAAUGUGACGUUAGAAGAAAUUAAACGCCCUCCUGGACGUAUGAGGUGUAACCAAGUUUGUGUAAAAGUGGAAUGGGACGAGGCUAUUAUCGACGGUGAUUACAGAAAUGUUUUGUUUUACACUGUAUCAUACAGAGAAGCCCCAAACAGACAAAUCACGGAAUAUACAGAUGUGGAUGCUUGUAGCAGCGAUAGCGGAGACAUUUGGACACGAGAGGAUCAUACAGUUUCGCCCCCAGAAGUAAAUGUUUCUAAUGUGAGAGGCUUGGCACCAAAACUUCGGAAGAUUACAAAGUACUUUGUAAAGCUGAAGCCGUUUCAACUGUAUGCCUUUCAAGUUGAGGCUGUUGUACUGAAAAACGAAGGCGCCAAGAGUGACUUGGCUUUUGUUAUGACAAAUGAGAGCAAGCCUUCCCAGCCGGUCGGUCUUGAGGCGAACUACAUCAGCUCUUCUGCAUUACUUGUUACGUGGGAACCUCCGUUGUUUCCAAAUGGGAACAUAACCAAGUACAUCGUGACUUACGAAAUAAGUACAUACUCUGCCUGGAAUGCCAAUUUAGAUUGGUGCAGUCGACAGGUGUUCGGUAACGGACUUGGAGGCGAUAACAAUGGAGAGGGGAGCACAGAUAACACUCCUCAUGGAAACUGCGUCACAAAUUUAACUUGUAACUGUGACGAUGAGGAGAAAGAAAAAUUGAAACCAGAAAAACAAUCAGCUUUAUUCGCCAAGGAGUUUCAAGACCUCUUGUACAAGACACUUUUCACGAAAGAGGAAGAUGACAACGAACCUCCAACAAACAAAACUGUGAUAGCGACGACCACGCCUGCCACAGGCUUAAACCAUACGAACUGCAGGAAUGAUUCCCAGAAUCCCAUGUGUCAGCCGACAUCAGCACCAUCUGGUAAAAAGACAACAUCAUCCAAGUUGUCUUCCACAUCAGCCAAACCAACUUCCGUGAGACCCACAGUCCCAACGACCAAGCCUAAUGCUUCUCUCACCGUGGAUGGCAACAUUAAUAGAGUCCCUUUAUCAAACCUGAGGCACUUCUCUGACUAUACCAUCACUGUCUGUGCGUGUACAAAGGUUGGAUGUGCAACUGACUCUUCUUGUGCUACCACAAAGGGAAUGACAAACAAAAAAGAAACAGCCGACGAUCUUGGAGGACCCCUCAAAUUAAAAAUGAACAACGAAACUAAAACAGCUUGGCUAUCAUGGCUUGCCCCAAAGGAUCCAAAUGGAGUGGUGCUCAAAUAUGAUAUAAAGUUAACAGAGCCGGACUCUCAGAUUAAGGAGAGGUGUGCCAGUAGCAAAGAGUUAACGCACAAAUGGAAAGUAGGAGUAAGUGGAAACUAUUCUGCCCAAGUGAGAGCUAUUACCUCGUCCGGCAACGGAUCGUGGAGUAACGCUGUAUCUUUCUCGUAUUUCAUUGAACCGGAGCUCACAGAUACACCCAUCGGGGAAAAAGAUGCUUUGUCCCUAGGAAACAUAGUGGGGGCCAGCUUGGCUGCGAGUGUCGUGUUCGUGUUAGCGUGCGGUUUUGUUGUGUGGUACAUUGCUCGUCAGAGAUACAAGAGGUAUAGCGAUGAACAGAUUCCAGGUGUACUUUAUGCUUCUGUUAAUCCCGAGUACAUGACGUCAACUGACGUGUACAUUCCUGAUGAAUGGGAAUUCCCACGAGAGAAGAUCAAACUGGUUCGUGAAUUAGGAAAUGGUUCCUUUGGAAUGGUCUACGAAGGAGAGGCUGAAGAUAUUACCCCUGGUGAUCGCAUGCGCAGAGUGGCGGUCAAGACUGUAAGUGAAAACGCGUCGAUUCGAGACAGGGUGGAAUUUCUUCAAGAGGCGUCUGUUAUGAAACAAUUCUGUGGUAACCACGUGGUAAGGUUAUUGGGUGUGGUCUCAGAAGGACAACCUACUCUUGUUAUUAUGGAGCUAAUGGAGUUGGGAGAUCUUAAGAACUUCUUACGGUCUCGUCGGCCUGGGGAAGGAACUCUACCACCUCCAACGCUUCAAGAACUUCUCCAAAUGGCUGGAGAGAUUGCCGAUGGAAUGGCGUAUCUUGCGGCUAGAAAAUAUGUGCACAGAGAUCUCGCGGCACGAAACUGCAUGGUGAACGCAGAUUUCACUGUUAAAAUAGGAGAUUUUGGAAUGACCCGUGAUAUUUACGAAACGGACUACUACAGAAAAGGAGGAAAAGGUUUGCUUCCUGUGCGGUGGAUGGCGCCGGAGUCUUUAAAAGAUGGCGUCUUUACAAGUUAUAGCGACGUUUGGUCAUUUGGCGUGGUGAUGUGGGAGAUGGCUACUUUGGCAGCCCAACCUUAUCCUGGAAAGUCCAAUGAAGAAGUUCUUAAAUAUGUAGUGGACGGGGAAGUGAUGGAGAAACCCGAGGAAUGCCCUGAUAGGCUCUAUGAGAUGAUGACUCUUUGCUGGCAGUUUACUCCCAAAGCCCGACCGACUUUUGUGUAUCUUAUUAGUAUGCUUGAGAACGACUUGUCUGAAGACUUUCGACAUCUCUCUUUUUACCACACUCUCCCAGAAGACCAGCUAAAAGGACUAUUGAGCAGUCAUUACAAACACAAGAACAGAGCUGAAACAACGGACUCUACAACCAAUGUUGAUUCGGCAGCUUGAGGUGUCAAAGGAUUUUUAGUGCUGCCUUUUCGCCUUGGUUCGGUUUACUAGAACUGGACUUUCACCGUCAAAACCUUGUGCUAUAUCUAAGACCUACUACUCUUUCGAUAGGCGUUUUAUAAAUAGCGACGAAGUGUACUUAUGCAUCCACUGCCUCUGCCCCAUGGAAAAGUAUUUACGAGGAGUUUCCGGGAGUUUUUGACGUCAGAAUGUGUAAAUUUGACCUCCAAACUCCAGGAAAGUCUAGGAAAUAAGCUCUAAAUCCCUCGGGCAGUUAAAUUUUUACGACAACAUUCGUCGUUACCCAUAGGGAAUAAGUUAAAAAUGGAGACUAAUUUUUAUCCUAAGUAAAAGAAAAUGAAGAGAUGCUCGUAGCUAAGCGAUAGUCUGAUAAAUUGAUAUGCUGUCUAGAACAUUCUUAAGAAUUUAACGUUAGCUCUAAGAAAUUGUCAUACAAAGAAAAAGCUAUAUUAAAAUUAAAAGUAUCCAUCUUUGUA
Molecule: messenger RNA, 4212 nt
Organism: Stylophora pistillata
Lineage: Eukaryota; Metazoa; Cnidaria; Anthozoa; Scleractinia; Pocilloporidae
Product: putative insulin-like peptide receptor
Biological process (GO): cell surface receptor protein tyrosine kinase signaling pathway; protein phosphorylation; positive regulation of kinase activity
Cellular component (GO): signaling receptor complex; plasma membrane
Molecular function (GO): transmembrane receptor protein tyrosine kinase activity; ATP binding; protein binding
Source: RefSeq, a predicted model, not a curated record